Ectocarpus sp. CCAP 1310/34 is the source of this 4128-nucleotide messenger RNA. The record is from the annotation of a GenBank genome assembly. NCBI's taxonomy places the organism in Eukaryota, Phaeophyceae, Ectocarpales, Ectocarpaceae.
UCUUCCCACUCACAACAACCCGGCCCACCGAAAACACUUGAACGGCUGACCAAGGACCACGAAACUUGAGGGAAAGCCAAGCCCCAGAAGACUGAGGGAGCACUAGAGAGCGAAUACCACAGGCCUGUGAGCUACCAGCCGUCUUGCGGAGGUUUCCCAUUUUUGCGAACUCGCACACCCGGUGAGAACAAGACCCCCCGACGAUGAAUCACGGCAACGCUUCCUCCGCACUCAAGACCGCUAUACGCGGCGCCUACGCUGCGCGAGGCACCAGCCGGGCCGCCGUCCAAGGAAGGGCCGUCGCGAACGCCCAGCAGAGGACGUUCAUCACACCCGCCUACAACCUCGCCAAGAAGAUCACUCCCAAGAUCUCCGCCACCGAGGCCGCCGCUUUGGAGGCCGGCACGAUCGGCUUCGAUCGCGACAUCUUCGACGGCACGGCCAGUCUGCAGUCCCUCAAGGACAAAUACACCAUCGCCAAGUUGACCGACCGGGAGCAGUCCUUCAUCGACAAUGAGGUCGAGACCCUGUGCGAGAUGCUUGAUGAUUACCAGAUCUCCAAGGACAGAGACUUGCCCAAGGAAGCGUGGGACUACAUGCGCGAGAAGGGCUUCCUGGGCAUGGUCAUCCCGCAGGAGUACGGUGGCCUGGGAUUCUCGGCUCACGGCCAUUCCCAGGUUGUUCAGAAGAUCAGCUGUGCCAGCGGCAGCGCCGCCGUUAGCGUGAUGGUACCCAACUCCCUGGGCCCCGGCGAACUCCUCCUGAGGUACGGCACCCAGGCCCAGAAGGACAACUACCUGCCCCGCCUUGGGCGCGGAGAGCUGAUCCCCUGCUUCGGACUCACCGGCCCCUCCUCGGGCUCGGACGCCGCCUCCAUGCGCGACGUGGGCUACGUGACGGAGGAGAAGGGGGUGAUGGGCGUCAGGGCCACCUUCAAGAAGCGCUACAUCACGCUCGCGCCCGUGGCCGGCAUCGUCGGGCUGGCUUUCAACCUCAAGGACCCGAACAACCUGCUCAAGGGCAACGGUAACGAGGGCAUCACGGUCUGCCUGCUCGAGAGGGGGCAUCCGGGCCUGCGUUUGGGCGACCGGCACGACCCUUCCGCCAGCAGCUUCAUGAACGGUACGGUGGAGGGGGAAGAGGUCUUCAUCCCCCUGGACCAGAUCAUCGGGGGCCGCGAGAAGGCCGGUUUCGGGUGGAACAUGCUCAUGGACUGCCUCGCCGAGGGCCGUGGCAUCUCCCUGCCAGCCAUGUCCGUGGCGGCGUCGAAGAUGACCGCAUCCGUCGUGGGGGCCUACGCGCGCAUCCGCAAGCAGUUCAAGGUUCCCCUGGCUGAGCUCGAGGGGGUCCAGGAGCACCUGGCGUCCGUGGGCAGCAACACCCUGCUGGUCACUUCGGGACAGGCCCUCAUGAACUCCAUGCUCAACGGGCACGAGCAGCCCGCGGUGCUCUCUGCCGUCAUGAAGCAGCAGAUGACCAUGCGCAUGCGCCAGAACAUCAACGACGGCAUGGACGUCUUGGGCGGGGCCGGUAUCUGCAACGGGCCUGCCAACUUCAUGGGAAACCCUUACAUGGCCAUCCCUAUCGCCAUCACCGUCGAGGGCGCCAACACCCUUACGCGCAGCCUCAUCAUCUUCGGGCAGGGCCUCACACGCUCGCACCCCCACCUGCUCGAUAUCAUCCGCUCCAUCCAGCACGGAGACGACCAGAAGGGCUUUAACAAGGCCCUGGGGCAGAUCGUCGGGCACGGCGUGGCCAACUCGACCAGGUCCUUCGCUCGCGCGCUGACGCGCAGCCGGUCCCGCGGCUCCGACCCGGCGGCUUACUACGCCUCUCAGCUCGACCGCCUGACGGCCGCGUUCGCCUACUGCUCGGACAUCGCGCUCACCAUGGGCGGCAAGAUCAAGUUCGCGGAGAUGCUCUCCGGCCGAUACGCCGACGUGCUGAGUGGGCUGUUCCUGGGGUACUCGACCCUGUGGUACACCUCGCACCACAAGAACGUCAAGGGGCUGGACAAGGUCACUGACUUCGCCAUGCAGCGCACCCUGGCCGACAUCGAGGACGCCUUCUACGGCAUCUUCGCAAACUUCCCAAGCAAGACGCUUUCUCUCGCCAUGCGCGGAGUGGCCUUCCCCACCGGCCGCUGCUACCCACAGCCCUCGGACACCCUCGCCCAGGAGGUGUCCCAGCUCAUCUCCACCGACACCCAGGUGCGCGAGCUGUUCAAGGAGAACGUGUUCCUCAGCAAGGACCCCAUGAGCCGGAUGACGCUCAUCGACGCCACCCUGCCCAAGGCGGUCCAGGCUGACGGCGUCCUGCGCACCCUGAGGCGCGAGAAGCGCGAGGCCACCGCCGACGAGCAGGCGCUGAUCGACGAGGUUGAGGCGGCCCGCGAGAUCAUCAUCCAGGUCGACAGCUUCCCCGGCCUGGGCAAGGAGAUGCAGGACGGCCGCGACUUCAGCCCGGAGAACCGCCCGGCCCUCGACGACAUCUACGGCGUCAAGACCGGCGCUGCCAAGAGCGCGGUGGCAUGAUGUCACACCGCAUCGUGGCAAGUGGCGUGCUUUGAUGCCUCGGAGCGUUGCUCGAUAGGAUUCAUCAGAGAUCGGGCAGUUUGGUGCUGGAGUGGAAUUGCCGGGGUCUGUCGUUCUGUCUUUGCCCUUGUUGCGUCGGCGACGGCUUGGUGUGUGCCAAGGUGGCCACCGCGGCAGGAUUGCCCGGAGAAGGCAAAAAUAAACAAGAAUUGUGCUGUUUGCCCUUAUGCCGCGGCCGUUGUAUCGAGAAAGUAUGGCUGGACAGAUGACGUGGUUGACGGUAUUUCUUGCAAGAUAGGGGUCUAGGGAGGGGGCGCAGAAUAUUAGAAGAAACGUCAUGCCUGUCUUUCGGUGGCGGACCCUCGGUCCACAGUCGUUUCUUCAUGAGCUCGAAUGUAAAAUUUGCAUGAUUUCGAGGCCAAUGUUCGAUAAUACGUACUGGUGCAGUCCCAACGGUAGAGGUGAGAUGAUCCGCUGGUGUUUUUUGUUGUAACGUGGCAUGACUCCCCCAGGCGAUCCAGGAGCGAAGGAGGCAUAGACGUUGGACAAUGGGGCACAAACCGAUUGCGUUUGUCUAGGGGUCGGGGAGAGGGAUGCGGGCGAAGAGCAGCCGCAAACGAACAGUAUAUCAUGCUGGAUAUUUUUCGGGGUCCCUCUCUCUACGCAAGCGCAUGUAGUACCCGGUUUUCUGAUAUUUUUUGAGUGUCAUGUACGCAUAAUAACCCUUGGACGACCAGACGGGAGCAACGCAUGUGCCCUUGCUUCAUGAAAAAUAGAACGAAAAGGGGUACUAUACAUGUGUGAUGGUAUGUUGCUUGGGAAAAAUAUCAGUGGUAGAUUUGUUGUCUACGUGUUUUUAGAUUAAUACAAUGGCGGCCGAGAGAGACCGUCAACAAUUUUGAUACUCGUACUUUUCUUUCUGCCUCUUGUGUUCUGGUUGCUAGUGGCGUAGCUUUUUCGUAGGCAAUAGGUGCAAGCAGCCUCCAAGACAAUCCGGUGAAUUAGGAAUCACACAGGUCAGCGGCGGACGAGGAAGCCCCCCCCCGAAAGAGAAUAUUGAGAGUGUGGGUGCUGGUGUGGCGUUUUCUUCGUCUUGUUCAUGGAACCAUAAAGAGUUGUGCAACAGGGAAAAAUACGGCGAAGAAAACGGUGUGUUGUCAGGAGAUGGCGCGAAGCAGUCGACACCGGCCGAAGAAUUGUGUGUUUCUUGUGGUGUUGUUGUGCCAGAGGGGGGUAACGGGUUGGGGGUGGGGGGCAGGAGGCACAUGAAGCUCUACCCACCCCGCCAUUUGGAUGGUCGUUUCUCCAUUUUGCGAUCGAUUUUGCUACAGCGCGGAAAUGUGCCUCCGCCAGUGGAUUCGGAUGAUGCCUAGGACAGCGAGUGGCAGCGUUUCGCCGUCGCUGUGCUGGUGGAGCGUGGAGGUAGGGUUUGGUAGUGUGUUCGCGGAAACGGAUAGACGCCCAUGAUGAUGGUCCGGGCAAACCUGGAAAGCUGGCUCAUGACAACUUAACGGUUUUAACGAAGGGUGGUGAACGGUUUUGCACUUGGCGCACUCUCUCUCCUUCUCGGCAUCGUGUGAACGAAACCUAUUUU